This is a messenger RNA of Musca domestica (house fly), 939 nucleotides long. It is a transcript of the gene Atg10, whose product is annotated as ubiquitin-like-conjugating enzyme ATG10. Gene Ontology annotation, biological process: protein modification by small protein conjugation; protein lipidation; macroautophagy. Bases 229 to 786 code for a protein of 185 amino acids. NCBI's taxonomy places the organism in Eukaryota, Metazoa, Arthropoda, Insecta, Diptera, Muscidae. Gene Ontology annotation, cellular component: intracellular anatomical structure. Gene Ontology annotation, molecular function: Atg12 transferase activity. The record is from RefSeq and is a predicted model, not a curated record. The transcript has 3 exons.
UUGAUAAUUAGGUUUCCAAAAGCCGACAAUGAUCGAUACCGCAAAAUAUCGACAACAUAGCAUAUCGAUUUUUCGCCUAAUAAGUGUUGCCAACCAUGAAUCUAAAGGAAAUUGUUAAGAAAACACGAAUAAAUUAUGAUGGAUGUAAACAAUUUUUACAAUAUUUAUUAUAUUAAGUCUAAAUAAACGUUUUAUUUCAUAACCAAUAAAAAUAUAUUCAUUUUUACGAUGUCCUGCAUGAGCUGGGCAGAUUUUUGCCAGGAAUCCCAAGAACUUUUGGAGAUGUCUAGAAGACUGAUUGAUACAUGGAGCUGGGAAGAAAAGACUUCCGAUGAGGGUCAAUCAUACUUGGUGUAUAAACAAAAACUUUCCGAUCCACUUACACAGGACUUAAUACAAAUUGAAUAUAACAUAGUAUAUUCGAUAUCAUAUCAAGUUCCCAUAAUGUAUUUUCAGGCCCAUCAUAGUGAUGGGAAAAUGCUAAGUUUGGAGAGCGUUUGGCAAUUAUUUCUAUUCCAAAAAGAUUCCCAAUACUCACGUGAAGAUAUGCUAAGCAUUCUAACGCAAAUGGAACAUCCGGUGCUCUUUAAACCCUACAUGUGUCUACAUCCAUGUCGUACAGCGGAAAUUCUCGAACAAAUGCCGCAUAGUAAAAAUCGUAUAUUAACAUUUAUUAGUAUAAUGGGUCCAUAUUUACAAUUGAAUUUAGAUAAUGGUUAUGGCUUGCUGUGUAGAGGAGAAGGAGAGUACUUGAGUGACGAUGUGAAGAACCUACCUACAGUAUAAAUAUGUCCAACUAGUCAUGAUAGCAUUAAGUGAAUUAGAUUUUGAUAUUUGUUGAUUGAUGGUUAUAAUCGUAUUUUGUAUAAUUUGUACAAUUGGAACAUUGUCUUUUAUACAUAACACUUGACUGAAAUAAAGACAUUGCAUUUCCAUACA